AUGAAGCGCGGCAGUCCCCGGUUGCUGCCCUCGGGGGACCGCCGGCGGACCAUUGCCCUCUUCUUUGCCGUGCAGCUGGUGGUUGGUAUCGUUCUGCUCACCAGCCGCAGCCUGUUCGCCGACUCGCCUUCCAGCUCCCAGGUCCUUGCUCAGUCCCGGGAGGCCGCCCCCUUCUCCUUGGGCCCCAACUGCACAGUGGACCUGGCCCAUGCCGACGCUGCCUUCAUCAAGGGUCGGGUGGAGGCCAUGGUGCGCUCCCUUGCGGACACCAACCCCUGGAUGGGCACCAUGAUGGAGAGCGCCGAGGAAGGCCAGCUGACCAGGGGCGAGGUGAGGGCCAUCGUGGGGCGGGAGGUCCCCCUCCCCGUGGAUGCGCGGUACGGCGUGCAAUCAAGCGAGUCGGUGCCGGGGGUGCAGGACGUGCACGCUGAGCUGGCGGCGCUCAUGGCUGCCAGCCUGGCGGGUAUGACCCCCGUGGAGGGCACCGCGGUGCGCCGCCAGCACCGCACCACGACCGCAGAGAUGGGCGUGGCGGCGCGCGAUGCGCUCAACGAUACCAGCAGCGUCCCCGCGCGCAUCGCCUUCCUGAACGCGCUGGCGGAGGAGGCGGCGCCGUACGCGACCACGCGCGUGGCGGUGGUCACCACCAGCGGCGUGGAUCUGCGUGGCGUGCGGCGUGAGGUACUGCCCUGGCUGCAGUACCACACCGAGAUGGGCGUGUCCAGGUUCUACAUCGUCUACAAUGGGCACGACGCGGCGGCGGUGCAGGCGCUGGAGACCAUCCGCCAUGUGCGCCUCAUCCACGUGCACGAGCCCUGGGCAAAGGGCGUGGACAGCGCCCUGGUAGAGCUCUACUCCGGCCUGUCCAGGCAGUGGAAGGGGCGACCGGGGAACUAUGCACUCAUGGUCACCCAGGGCUUUGGCGAGCACGAGGGCCUGCGCCGCGCCAAGGAGGACGGCAUGCAGUGGCUGUUGCAUCUGGACCCCGACGAGCUCGUCCAGCCCGGUGACGCCUCGGGCAGCCUGGCGGAGGUGCUGGGGCGGGUCCCGCCCCACGUCGCCUCCUUGCGCUUCAUGAACUUCGAGGGCCAGUCCGAGGCCGGGGAUGUGGUCAACCGGUACGAGCAGGUGACGCUGUUUCGGGUGCACAAGCACUUCAUCACCCCCGAGGCGCACUGGUACCGCUCCCGCUUCAAGCUGGGCGCCUCCACCUCCUUCCUCCUCCUCUACGCCAACGGCAAGGCUGCGGUGCGCGUGGACGCGCCCGGGGUGCGCCACCUGGGGCCCCACUUCUGGACGGGGGAUCCCUCGCCGCGCUGGCAGUCGGCUGACAACCCGGGGGGGGAGUUCACCAACCUCGUUUCCGACGACAGCGUCAUCCUGCACUACCCCUACUCAUAUGUCUCCGACGUCGUGGACAAGGCACACCGCUCCUGCCCGGACAGCUACCUGGAAGCUGCGCGGGCGGGGGACCGCGCCAAGGUCCGCGAGUGCUUCGUCAUCGAGGCCGACCAGGACGCCUACAUGGCGGCGGCGGCGGGGCCCACAGCCGUCACCGACUUCUUCUACUCGCGCUUUGUCCUGAGCGAGGGGGUCAGCGUCCGCUGCACCGACCCGGAGACCAAGUUGAAAGGCUGGUGCGAGCUCAAGGACGUGGAGCGGCUCAAGCACCUGCUGCAGAAGAUCGGGCUGUUCCGCAGAAUCAGCGGGCCCUCCAUCCUGCUGCGUCAGCACGAGCGGGCCAUACAGGCGCUGAUGCAUGCCGGCUCUGCGCUGCGCUGA
This is a messenger RNA of Auxenochlorella protothecoides, 1782 nucleotides long. RefSeq lists its product as hypothetical. Bases 1 to 1782 code for a protein of 593 amino acids. The transcript is spliced from 4 exons. The record is from RefSeq and is a predicted model, not a curated record. Gene Ontology annotation, biological process: response to abscisic acid; cellulose biosynthetic process. Lineage: Eukaryota; Viridiplantae; Chlorophyta; Trebouxiophyceae; Chlorellales; Chlorellaceae.